AUGGUUCGAGGUGUGGUGACCAUGGAGCGUGUGGCGAUGUUCUCAGCAGCUCAUCGACUCCAUUCUAAUCAGCUGAGCGCUGAAGAGAACGCCGCAACCUACGGAAAAUGCAACAACCCGAACGGACACGGCCAUAAUUACGUGUGGAAGGUGAAGCUCCGUGGGAUACCAGACCCGGUAACUGGAAUGUUGUACGAUUUGGCUCAGCUGAAAAAGGACAUGCAAGUCGUACUCGAUACUGUUGAUCACAAGAACCUUGACAAGGAUGUCGAGUGGUUUCAGCAUAAUGUGAGCACGUCGGAGAACGUGGCCAUCUAUCUAUGGGAGAAACUUCGUGUACAGAUGAAAACGCCAAAAAUGCUCUACAAAGUGACCGUUGAGGAGACACCAAAGAAUAUUUUUACGUAUAAAGGCGAAAUCUAG
Molecule: messenger RNA, 423 nt
Organism: Ostertagia ostertagi
Lineage: Eukaryota; Metazoa; Nematoda; Chromadorea; Rhabditida; Trichostrongylidae
Source: the annotation of a GenBank genome assembly